Plodia interpunctella (Indianmeal moth) is the source of this 5251-nucleotide messenger RNA. Its product is annotated as paired box protein Pax-6-like. Gene Ontology annotation, molecular function: RNA polymerase II cis-regulatory region sequence-specific DNA binding; DNA-binding transcription factor activity, RNA polymerase II-specific. Gene Ontology annotation, biological process: regulation of transcription by RNA polymerase II; anatomical structure development. The record is from RefSeq and is a predicted model, not a curated record. The coding region runs from base 2408 to 3814 and encodes 468 amino acids. The transcript has 11 exons. Lineage: Eukaryota; Metazoa; Arthropoda; Insecta; Lepidoptera; Pyralidae.
CGCACUCGGCCUGUGAUAGUGGCGGAUAAGACACUCUCACAAUGGUCUGUCAUUGGAUGGGUGACCAAAAUUAUCUUGAGCUCCUCCGUGCUUCGGAAAGCACGUAUUACCGUUGGUCCCGGUUGUAUUUGUAGUCGUUAAACCCGCCAAUCCGCAAUGGGCCCGCGUGGGUCAUGGCCCAAACUCCCAUAUCCAUCCAUAAGGAAGGCCAGUGUCCCAGCAGUGGGCACGUUUAUAUGGAUGUUGAUAAUUGAUGAUGAUGAGGCACUUUUUAAUUAAUUUAGUUGUACAUAUAACGUAUGAUAUGAUUUAUUAUAAGUAUCUCACGCGCUCCUUUUGGCGAAAAGAAACUAAGUAUGACUUUUUACUUCCUAUAUUUUGAUUUCUAUAUUUACAUAUUACUCUUACUUCCUCAUCACUCAUCACUAAAAAUUUAGUAAGGCUGAUAAAAUAUGGAUCAGAACUCUAGUUAUACUGAAAAACAUCCGCAAAGGUCUUUCUAUAGUUGCUAUACCACAUUGUAGUCGACUUUUUACCAAAUCUAAGUGUGUGCUUGAGCAUGAUUAUAAAUAUGUAAUAUUGCUACACAAAAAGCCAUGUUGAGGAUUUUGUUUAGAUAUUUUUGUUUUGGCAGAAUCUUUAUUGUUUUCACGUUUUUUUAUAUAGUCUCUAUCGGCGUACUUAGAAUGCGGAGAAAAAUAGACAAUUUUAAAUUUGAAUUAACAUCAUUUAUAGGAGUUGGACGGCAUUAGAGAUUACAAAAAUAUAUUAUUGAUUAUUUCUGUGUUUAUUUUAUUUUCAAGUUCAUCUGCCCCGAUUGUAUAUUACGCAGACCAGAAAUUCGUGAGACAGCAUUUACAGGAUAUUAAAAUUAUGAAAUGUGAAGUUAUAUAGAAUUAUAUAGUAAUUUAUAUAGAACUAGCAUCCUCCGAUAGCAACAUAACCCAUUAUGAAAUGUAUCCCUGCCAGAAGGUAUAGAAACUUACUUAGUUUAAAAAAGGAUUCUGGAUAGCGCGAGUGUACAAAAAGACUGUUAACUUCAAAAACCGACAGAAAAACGAAAAAUUUAAAUUUGAAAACGCGCGAUUCCAAAAUUUUGUUUAGCGUUGAUUGGCUGGAAAAGCUUCGCGGUUACGUACCAUUGGUCAAAGAUAAUGAUUGUGUGACUAACAAUUUGUGCGGGGGAGAUAAACCGCGAAACUCGACCGCAAAUGUUGACAGAAACUGUGGAGCCUUUAAAUUUAAACCAUAAUCAACCUUAUCACUAAGCAAUGAAGUGGGUUUUCGUUCAUUCUGCUCAGUCGUUUAUUACACAAAUGACAAGUGAGCAACGAAAAGAGAUGGAACAAACGUCUGUAAGCCUAUUAGUAGGUGUGGGAGAGGGACAGCUUUAGUGAAAGGAUUAUAUUCAUGGAUUUUUUAAAAUAAUAUGUAGCUUUAUCUGCUACUACCAAUAGCAGAUAGCUAUUAAUCAGUUGAGAAUAAAUAAAUAAAUAUCUAUAUAAAAUAAAAGCAAAUUAUUUUUUUUUAAUUUAAAACCUACUUAAAGACGUGUAAAAUAAAAUAGUUAACUAAAAAGAUACUAAAUUACUUUAAACUUCAAUUACCUACUUACUUUCUAUUGUUUUUUUUGAACAUCUACUUAUCUUACAUACCUAAUAUGUAAGUACCUACCUACCUAACCUCCUCGUAAAGUAUACGAUAUCUUAAGAACCAGUUCAAAUUUAAUUAUGCCAUGAGUUUAGCAACUGUCAUAACUGUCGGUUCUAAAGAUAAAGAUAUAGACAUAAAUUAAACACAUCAUUACCAUAACCAACCCCUUAUUUUGUGAAAUAAUUUUAUUAUAAUAGAUAAUUUUAAACUGUCCAAGUCUACCCCACCACUGGGGGGUUAAAUGAGAAAUGGGCGGUGCGCGAUUAAGGCUGAGCACAAAGGAAAGAUAGGCAUCUCUGUUACUCAAAUGAGCAGUCCUGUGUGCAGUAAGCUGUUUACAAUGGGCGCUGGCAGAGGGCGAUGUAGUUGUCCCUUUCUGGCGGAGACGAUCGGAGCUGUGCCGUUAUAGUUAUAGGGCUAUACACAUUGAACACCGUUGCACGUGAGAUUGUGUUUUGUAAUCAGUGAAGUGGCGCCUUUAUUCAGAAGCAGAGGCGCGAUGUCCGCGCGUUUGACAGUUUGACGUUUCGUUUGGCGGGAACUAGUUUUUGCGUGUUUUCAGCUCGCGUCGUGCAAAUAAAUCUCUUUUGUACAGCCAAAAGUUUUGUGAACAAUCAGUUUAGGGAAAUAAGUUUUUAGUGAUGUCUUUAGCAGCCAGUUGAAGACUGUUGUAGUUAUUGCCGAGGCAAUAACUUGGAUUUAACCUUAGAAGUAAUUUAAGGUCGGCACCAUAGAAGAGUACGGGGUGUACACGAUGAUGCCGGCCCAACAGCUGGCGCCGAUCAGCCCCUGGCCACCGGACGGCAACCUCCUCGACCGCAUGGACGACCUCGCCCACAAAGGUAAAGGUCACAGCGGUGUUAACCAGCUCGGCGGCGUAUUUGUAGGAGGGCGGCCUCUGCCGGACUCGACGCGGCAGAAGAUCGUGGAGUUGGCGCACUCCGGCGCGCGACCUUGCGACAUCAGCCGCAUCCUGCAGGUCUCCAACGGCUGCGUGUCCAAGAUCCUCGGCAGGUACUAUGAGACGGGGUCGAUCAGGCCCCGCGCGAUUGGCGGCUCGAAACCGCGCGUGGCGACCGCGGAGGUGGUCAGCAAGAUCGCGCAAUACAAGAGGGAGUGCCCGUCUAUUUUCGCCUGGGAAAUACGGGAUCGUCUGCUCAGUGAGGGCGUCUGCACCUCUGAUAAUAUUCCUAGCGUGUCAUCUAUCAACCGAGUGCUGAGGAACCUGGCAGCGCAGAAGGAGAAAUCUAGCAGUCAGCAGCCGACUACCGACUGCGCCACCCCCGUCUAUGAGAGGCUUCGAUUACUGGGGACUCCAGGCUCGGCACCGACGUGGCCGCGCGCGCCCUGGCCGUCGCAGCUGGACACUCGCACGCCGCCCUACCAGCUCCACAGCCUCAGUCCCGGCCCGCAGCCUAUCGCCUGCAAUGGGGACAUGACUAUGAAGAAAGGAGAAGAAGCCCUGGAGGGUCUGGAAGGGCUGCACUCAGACGAGACCGGGUCGGGCGACAACUCGAACGCGGGCUCGAGCGGCGCGGACGACGAUGCCGCUCGGCUGCGGCUCAAGCGCAAGCUACAGCGCAACCGCACCAGCUUCACCAACGACCAGAUCGACUCCUUAGAGAGAGAGUUCGAGCGCACGCACUACCCUGACGUGUUCGCGCGCGAGCGCCUGGCCGCCAAGAUAGGGCUGCCCGAGGCUAGGAUACAGGUGUGGUUCUCGAAUCGGCGCGCGAAGUGGCGGCGCGAGGAGAAGAUCCGCUCGCAGCGGCGCAGCCCCGAGUGUGCGUAUGCGCCGCCCGCGCCGCCCGCCGCGCCGCCGCACGCGCCGCCGCACCCGCACGCAGCGCACCCGCACAACCCCCACCAGCCGUACCAGCCGCCGCUCAAUGUUGAUACUUACAGUCCGCUGACGCCGAUGGGCUACGGCGGCGGCAUGGGGGAGCCGUCGUGCGAGCCCGCGGAGCCCGAGCUCUGCAAGGGCGGGUUCCUGUACCCGCGCUACGAGCUGUACCGCCAGCCGCACCCCUACAACCCGCACGCCUACCAGCCGGAGCAUUCCUCGCCUCCCCCAGAGCUGGGUUUGCUAGGCACAGGAGUGUCGGUACCGCUGGCCGUGCCGGGACAGGACUCGCAGCAGUACUGGUCGCGGCUGCAGUGACCCUGGUGGAAUUAGCUUCUUUAACUGCUCUGCAUGUUCUUCGUCUAAGUCGGAAACUUUAUCCGCCAGUCAGACGUGAGCAAUUCUCUCCACUAAAUUCGUAAUUUGAACCAGCCAAUCCGGAAUGAGAACUUAUCAUCGCUCUUCGUCCAAUUGUUGCUAAUUUGAAAUGCCAGGAGCUUGGUGAACUUCGAAUUAUUGGCAAAACUCUCUUAUUUGAUAGAUUCAAAUUCAGCUUGUUUGUUUUUGACAACCAAAUAUAUAACGCUACUUUUUCUUCAUAAAUAACCUAUCUGUCCACGUAAACGAUUAUUUGAACAAAAUCUUAAUUGGAAUCUCAUAAAAUAUAUAUUUCUAAUUUAUAUUUAUAGCCAUAUUUAGUAUGACAAAUCCGCGAAAUUGCGCUAUAUAGGUACUUCAAACUGAACAUAACUAAAUACAUCAGAACAUCAGAAACAAUUUUAUUAUUUCACAGAUGUAGGUAGGUACGCAACCUUUUUUCAUGGCUACAUUUUGAGAACUAUCAAGUACCCCUACCUUCUUUCCAUAGUUCAACUAGGUAUAUUAAUUUGAACCAUGGAAUUAGUAGCUAAUUUAGGUCCGUCGAAGUACUUUAAAUCCAUGAUUUGAACAUUGCAGACUAUAAAAUACACGUAUAGUAUAAAGAAUUAACAUAUCCAUUAGCUGCCACAAACCGAAGUAAGAGCACAAAAUAUAGGCUCAAAUUGUAUUUAUGUAAAUUAGACUAUUUCAUUCAGAUGUUAGCAGUAAGAUGUUUUUAAUAAGAUCAAUAUUAAGCGAUGCACAUGAAAUGUGUCUUUUGUAUUUGAAUGAAAUAAUUUAAUACUUUUCGUGUAUAUGUGUCAAUUUUAUUUAGUGCCACUCUGCCAUAAAAUCUAUUAUUUACGCUAGAAUAUUCAUACUAUGUGACCCCAAUAAAAAGCCACAUAUAUUACGGCGGAAACAGACAUGCAAGUAACUUGCACACUUACAUACCACCCACCAAAAAGUGGAUAGACUAACUUGCAUGUCUGUAAACUUGCAUACAAGCUAGGUAUUCGAUUUCUGGAAUGCAAACAGCAGCCAAUUAAACAGGGUAACUCUUUCAAAUGUAUCCUGUACCAGUUAUUUGCAUGCCUGUUAAUAGCAAAGUAUGUAGCUUGUGUUUCCGCCUGUAUGCAACCAUAAAAUAUCGAAAAGACAGCGAUGAAGUUUGUUACGCCGCUUCUUCUUCACCUGCGUUUGGAAGUCGGAAGUAGACUUAAGUAAAUUUUGACGCCAAUAAGUGAUAUAUCAUCGUUAAAAAAAAAUUUUGGAUUUGAACCUGUACAGAUUUAUUAUCUUGUGGCCUUCUGCUAUUAAUUAUAAUUAUUGUCAAAAAAUGAUUCUAUAGACUUCGGUAGAAGAUUAUUUGAUUGGCCUGAAUACAAUAAGAAA